AGCAGGUUUUUGCACAGUCUGAUGACAGUUCCCCUUAUCUGUCAGGAGCAGCUACUCUCUUCAACACGCAAUUGACUUAUUUUCACAAACUUCUUGAUUAUUUUCAUAACUUUCUUUUUUCAUGGCUUAUCUUUCAACAUUUCCUCCUUGUACAAAGAUAUUCCAUACAUUUACAAAAACUCUUCGUCUAGACGUUUUUUUUCCCCUGGACAUUUUUGCACAUUUGACAAGCACAGUCGAGAAGCUGAGGUGGAGACUGCUUUGAUCGACUGACAGCUGGUUGGUUUAGAGCUCGGGAGUUUUUGAAGUGGCUCGAUUUUGCACGGCUUGCCGCUCCAAGCAAAGGUUUUGCGGUGUGUCGUCUGCGCUGGGGCCACAGAAAGAGAGUGUGUCAGAGAGGGAGACAGACCCGGCGUCUGAGAGACAGGGAUUCCCCCAUGGAGCCCUAGAGGAGCAGGAGCUCAACAGAUGCUCUGGAGGAUCACUACUCUCACACAGUGCUGAGAAGAGGGGAGACGCACCAUGAUCCGCAAGGAGGCCAAGAGGAAGAGUGUGACGGGGCUGAAGUGCAGGCGUCCGGUGCAGAGGAGGAUGACCUGCCCCAGCCCCCAGGAGAUACGGCAGGCCCUGCAGUCCCCCAUCCCCAACUCCCUGAUCCGCGCCGCCAGCCUGGACGAGCUCAUCCAGCGCUGCCUCCACUGCUUCGAUGCAGAUGGGAAACUGAGCCGAGGGACCAAUUUUGUACAUAUGACGCUGAUGAUGCACAGCUGGGUGGUACCUUCGACGAUCUUCGCCAAUAAACUCCUCUCUCUCUAUAAAGACUGCCCUGUGGACAAGAAAGGACUGAGGCGGGCACAGGUCUACCAUUUCAUCAGGCAGUGGAUCAGUAAGUUCCCGGUGGUGUUUGAAGCCGACCCGCUGUUGAGGGAGCAGAUGGGUGAUCUCUGGGAGCCCCACAGGGCAGCAGGGAAGGCCCCCCCCUGCCCAGUCAUUGACACGUCUUACCUUACCUCUCCAGUGAACACACCCCAGGUGCCAUCUCCCUCUGUGAAAAAGAGAAAGGUCUCCCUGCUUUUUGACCACAUGGAGCCAGACGACAUGGCCAAACUCCUCACUGAGCUGGAGUUCAAGAACUUCUGUAAUGUCUCAUUUCUGGACUAUCGCAGCUAUGUGGUGCAUGGCUCUGUGCGGGACAACCCUGCGCUGGAGCGCUCAGUCAUGCUGUGUAAUGGCGUCUCCCAGUGGGUGCAGCUCAUGAUCCUCAACAGACACACCGCACAGCAGAGGUCCGAGGUCUUCACAAAGUUCAUACACGUGGCUCAGAAGCUGCGGUCUCUUCAGAAUUUCAACACUCUAAUGGCUGUAAUAGGGGGCCUCUGUCACAGCUCCAUCUCGCGCCUUAAAGACACUGCCAGCCUGCUCUCCUCAGAUGUAACCAAGGCUCUGAGUGAAAUGACCGAGCUCCUGUCCUCCAGUAGUAACUAUAGCAACUAUCGCCGUGUAUACAGUGAGUGCACAGGGUUCAAGGUGCCCAUCUUGGGAGUGCACCUGAAGGAUUUGAUUUCACUGAACGAGGCAUUACCAGACUACCUAGAGGACGAUAAGAUCAACCUGGGCAAGCUACAGCAUCUGUACAGCAAUAUCAGUGAGCUACUGGCCAUCCACGAGUGCAAGAUCCCUUUCGUCCCCAACAAAGACCUUCUACCCUUACUAACACUGUCCCUUGACCUGUACUACACUGAGGAUGAGAUAUACGAACUUUCCUAUGCUAAGGAGCCCAAAAACCCCAAGAUUCAGCCCGCGACUCCAGUGAAGCCCCCUGCAGUGGCAGAGUGGGGGUCAGGGGCUCCCCCCAGGCUGGACCCAGACACAAUCUCCAAACACGUCAAACAGAUGGUGGACUCCGUCAUGAAGAAUUACGACUUGGACCUGGAUGGCUAUAUUUCCCGGGAGGACUUCGACAAAAUUGCUGGAAACUUCCCAUUCACCUUCUGCAUGCAUGAUUCUGACAGGAAAGGAGAAAUUAGUCGACAAGAGAUCAUCUCCUAUUUCAUGAGAGGAAUGUCUGUGUGCGCGAAGCUGGGUUACAGCCUCCACAACCUGCACACCUUCCAUGAGACGACCUACAAGAGACCAACCUUCUGUGACGCCUGUGGAGGCUUUCUUUGGGGAGUCAUUAAGCAAGGAUAUCACUGCAAAGACUGUGGAGUGAACUGUCACAAGCAGUGCAAGGACCAGGUGAGCACGGACUGCCAUAAGAAGUUCCAGAUGACAUCAGGAGGCUCCUGUCCAUCCACACCUGGGCCCAACCUUAGAACCAAGGGCAACAGUUGGAGUUCAGAAGACGAGGCAUUUGUUUUCCCACAAGGAAAUGGCUCUGAGGGCAGCAAGGGCCUCCAUGCUCUAGACAGCCCGAUCGACUACGCCCUCUCUCACCAGUCCACUCAGACAGACCCCGGGAUCUGGACCCCUGAAGAAGAGCGGAGAAAAAACCACUUGGGCACACACUCCCCACCGUCCAUGAUAGGAAAGAGCUCUACGUGGCAAGGCCGAUCCCUGGGGUCAUCACUGCCAGAGACCGCACUACGGGAGAGGAUGGCAGAGCUGAGGUUUCAGAGGGACAAAAGCAGGGAACCUGACUGACUUGUCUUGAUUAGCGUCUUAAUGAAAGCAUCAUCACACAUCUCAGUUCCCAUGAGUAACAAUCUCAGCCACCUCUAAGCCUGGGCCAAAUUCACGGAGGCCUCUUCUGUACACUGAAAACAUUUUCAACACUUAAGUCUAAGUCCACUUUUUGUUGCAACUGUGUUUAACUCCCUUUUAAGGGUAUUAUUAACUUUGGUGCCUGAAAAUCACAAGUGACUAUGACAGUUUGGACGAUAUCCAAACUGAAGCGAAUUAAAUAUCCACUUUGAAAUUGAAGUCAAAGACUUGGCCAUGGUCUCUACUCUUCUGCCUUCAUACCAAACCAGCCCCUUGAGCUGCAUGGGCUCAUACAGUAUGAACUGCUGAAGCAUGUCUUACUAAAAGAAGGCUUGUGUGUCAUGCUUGGAGUUUUGAAACGGUACUCUCCAUUUUAAAAACAAAUCAAAAUCAUGAACUUAUCUAACACAAAUAUACAACAAGAAGCACACUAGAGUGCUGACACAGAAUUCAGUUUGAUAAAGCGAUGCUUUAUAUGGGACACUCUGGAUGAUGAACAUCUUUUACACUGUGAUUCAUAACAUCAAGGAAGAUCUCUAAAAAAUAAAAAGCUUAUACUUUGA
Messenger RNA from Sardina pilchardus (European sardine), 3266 nucleotides. It is a transcript of the gene rasgrp4, whose product is annotated as RAS guanyl releasing protein 4. The transcript is spliced from 17 exons. The record is from RefSeq and is a predicted model, not a curated record. Gene Ontology annotation, cellular component: plasma membrane. Gene Ontology annotation, biological process: positive regulation of GTPase activity; Ras protein signal transduction. NCBI's taxonomy places the organism in Eukaryota, Metazoa, Chordata, Actinopteri, Clupeiformes, Clupeidae. Gene Ontology annotation, molecular function: calcium ion binding; guanyl-nucleotide exchange factor activity. Bases 523 to 2643 code for a protein of 706 amino acids.